AUGUACUCGAUGGGCAUUGCGCUCUCCCGGAGCUCCGUGCUACGUUUACCCCUCCAUCGGAACCCUCGACUGUCAACUCUCAAAGCAACCUACUCCUCGUAUAUAAAUCGUUCGCCUACCAUGGACCAAAGCAUCAAACAGCAUUACCUAGCUGACUCGCCUCCUACGGUGGUCAGACUGGAAAUCAAGUCACACUUUGAUACCCUCAAAGACCAAAACUCAAGAAAAUAUGCGCACUUCAUGAGCAGAGCCGCAUUUGAGGGCACUCGAGUCACCUUGCGACAGGUUUCCCCCGAGUCCGAACCCAUCUACGAUCUCAUCCUGUCACUCUACCAUGCUUCCAAUGGCGAUUGGAACAGCCUUGCACAAAAAACACAAGUCAGCUCCGAAGAUCUCCGUUUCUUCCUCGAAUAUGCGGGUCAAUUCUUGGGAAAUUGCGGAAACUACAAGGGAUUUGGUGACUCAAAGUUUAUCCCUCGGCUGUCCGCAUCUGCGUUCGAGGCUUUGGCCUCGGUCACUGUGGAGACAAAGGCAGCUUUCCAGAAGGCUAGCACCACUGGAGGAGGCAUCUACGAAACCAGUGAACAGUCGAUGAUGCACCUCGGAUACCCCAAGGCUGGCCACAUGACCACUUACUACCCUGAUUCGCCGACGAUCUCGCAGGAGGAGAUCACGGCAAUUGGUGACUUGAUGGAGAAGAAGGGACUCGCAUUGGAGAAUACCAGAAUUCGGAAGACAUCCUCGGGUGAUUUCGAGCUUUUGAUCGCAUCUGGUGUUUCGUCGCCUCCUGUGAAGGACCGGGAUCUUGGUGAUGUAGAUACUUUCGAGCUUGAGGGAGAUCUGAAGGGAAAGACGCUGCGUCUUGUCUUCGGUGAUCAUCAGGAGGAGAUGGCAAAGAUCGCGCACAGCAUCAAGCAGGCGGGGCUUGCGGCUGCAAAUGACAACCAGAAGAAGAUGUUGGAUUCAUAUGCUCUUUCAUUUGGGGCUGGAUCUAUCGAGGCUUUCAAGGAGAGCCAGCGCAUCUGGGUCAAGGACCAAAAGCCCGUGCUGGAGACGAACCUGGGCUUUGUUGAAACAUACAGAGACCCUCAUGGUGUGCGUGGAGAAUGGGAAGGCUUCGUUGCUUUGGUCAAUCUGGAGCGCACCCGAGCCUUUGGUACGCUGGUUGACAGUGCUGAGAGCAUGAUUCCUAAGCUGCCUUGGGGAAAGGACUUCGAGAAAGAUAAGUUCCUCAGCCCCGACUUCACGUCAUUGGAGGUCUUGAGUUUCGCUUGCUCUGGUCUCCCAGCUGGCAUCAACCUGCCCAACUAUGAUGAUAUUCGCCAGAAUCUUGGCUUCAAGAACGUGUCUUUGGGCAACGUUCUCAGCGCCAAGGCCCCUAACGAGGCUAUUCCUUUCAUUGCUGAGAGUGACCAGGAGGUAUACCGCGCAUUCCGGGACCCUGCCUUUGAAGUCCAGGUCGGUAUCCACGAACUGCUGGGCCAUGGAACUGGUAAGCUGUUGCAGGAGACAGAGCCAGGAAAGUAUAACUUUGAUAUUAAGAACCCGCCCAUCAGCCCUGUCACCAACAAGCCCGUUUCGACCUGGUACAAGCCUGGACAGACAUGGAGCUCGGUCUUUGGUUCCAUUGCUUCGUCAUAUGAGGAGUGCCGUGCCGAGUGCGUGGCCAUGGUGCUUGGCUGCGACUUUGGCAUCCUGAAGAUCUUCGGAUUCGGCGAUGGCAAGGAAGACUUGGCCGGCGAGGCCGGCGAUGUCCUGUUUGCAGCCUACCUUUCUAUGGCUCGUGCCGGUUUGGUUGCCCUCGAGUUCUGGGAUCCGAAGACCCAGAAAUGGGGCCAGGCCCACAUGCAGGCUCGUUAUAGUAUCCUGCGCACCUUCCUCGAUGCCGGUGAUGACUUCGUCAAGUUGUCUUACAGCAAGGAGGACCUCUCUGAUCUAGAGAUCCAUCUUGACCGGUCCAAAAUUCUGACUCACGGACGACCUGCCGUGGAGAAGUACCUCCAGAAGCUACAUGUCUACAAGAGUACCGCAGACGUCGAUGCUGGUAAGGGUUUGUACGACGAUAUUACCUCCGUUGACAGCUGGUGGGGAACCACCGUUCGUGGGGUUGUUUUGAAGAACAAGGUCCCACGUAAGGUCUUUGUGCAGGCCAACACUAUACUUGAGGGUGACGAAGUCAGUUUGAAGGAGUAUGAACCCACUCUCGAGGGUCUAAUUCAGAGCUUUGCAGAGCGGACAAGAGGACACGGCACGUGCCAAGGUUUCGAGACGCUCGGACUUACCGCCGCAAUAAUAGAAACCACGGUGUCGCGAGAAACGCCGCCGUCGGACGCAUCAACCACGGCGUUUCCGCCCCAUUCAACCGACUCCCUAGAGGAGGACGACAAUUACUACACUGCACCUCCACCACACUCGCCUGCAUCAGCGUCCAGUUCCUCGCCUGUAUAUCCUCCGCCAUUUUCAUCCCUUAUCUUCUCGUCACUUCCAGACAACAAUCGCCCAUACAAAGUCACUGAACCUGGACCCGCUUGUCCUCCAGCCUUAGCGCCUCUAGCACCUGUCGAGGAGUCGCUCGAGCCGGCCCCAUCUUCGGCGGUUGUUGCUGACACAAAAGCAUCUUUCUCUGAACCAAAAAACGAGGGCUCUUCAGACGACGGUGAACCACCGCCGCCAUAUACAGAAGGCUACAGUCCACUUGAGUCAUUCACCUACGUGAUGGCUGCCGCAGGAGGUGCCUCUAGUAUCAUCACCCAGGUCCAACAGACCGGGGGACCGCCAAUCAACACUCUUGGUGAUAUUGGCGGAGACGAACACGUCGGUCUCGACCUCCGUGGUACCCGGUUUACGCUUUCGCGGGAUGAGCUGUUGACUUUGCCUGAAUUCGUUCUACUUUCUCUCUUCCCCAAUGGCCUCCUCCCGGAUGGACAUGGUACUAAUGGUUUCCAUGACGGUGAUGUAUUCCCGGUUGAUUAUGACCCGGUCUCACUUCAGUACAUGCUGGAUUUCUUCCGAACUGUCGCCCAAACCAUCCCCUCAUCUCUCCCUUCCGGCUCAAACUCACCAGAUUUGGAUAUGUCGGAUGCAAUGCAGGGCUCAGCCCGUGACAUGCUGCAGGACCGUGCUGGCAUCAUUGUUCUCCGAGAGGACCUUGACUUCUACGUAAUCCCCCCUCGAGCCGACAUUGGACACGAUGAAAUGCUUGAAGUCAAGCGGGCGGCUGGUCGGUCGUUGUUGAGACAGGAUGGCAUCUUUUCGGGGCUGCGGAAGAGUGAGGAGAUUGGGUCCACGGAACAGCAUCUUAUUGAAAUGCUGACAGCUGGAGGUUUUGAUCGUGCUGACCAGUGGGGCCACCGUGCCCCAGAGCCUAACAAGGCAGUAAUAUGCAGUCUUGCACUGGCCAAACUCCGCACCGACAUUCGCGGAGACCUGUCAAACAACAAUUCCGUGGGCAUGGCCCAGAAACUUCUCUUGUUUUGGCGGAAGCCUGCCCGCCGCUGCUGGUGGGAGGGUAUUGAGUUGGACGACGUAGAGGGCGUCGAUGGGCCAGUUAAGGUCUGGAUUCGGCGUGUGUGGACUCUGGAGAUGAGUGUUAUUGGGCUCCGAUGA
Penicillium griseofulvum is the source of this 3606-nucleotide messenger RNA. Its product is annotated as dipeptidyl peptidase 3. The record is from RefSeq and is a predicted model, not a curated record. Gene Ontology annotation, molecular function: dipeptidyl-peptidase activity. Gene Ontology annotation, cellular component: cytoplasm. The transcript is spliced from 10 exons. NCBI's taxonomy places the organism in Eukaryota, Fungi, Ascomycota, Eurotiomycetes, Eurotiales, Aspergillaceae. Bases 1 to 3606 code for a protein of 1201 amino acids.